AUGGCGGGACCUGGGGGUUGGAGGGACAAGGAGGUCACGGAUCUGGGCCACUUGCCGGAUCCAACUGGAAUAUUCUCACUGGAUAAAACCAUUGGCCUUGGUACUUACGGCAGAAUCUAUUUGGGACUCCAUGAAAAGACUGGUGCAUUUACAGCUGUUAAAGUGAUGAAUGCUCGUAAGACUCCUUUACCUGAAAUAGGGAGGCGAGUGAGAGUGAAUAAAUAUCAAAAGUCUGUCGGGUGGAGAUACAGUGAUGAAGAGGAGGAUCUCAGGACUGAACUCAACCUUUUAAAGAAGUACUCUUUCCACAAGAACAUUGUGUCCUUCUACGGUGCAUUUUUCAAGCUGAGUCCCCCUGGCCAGAGACACCAACUUUGGAUGGUGAUGGAGUUAUGCGCAGCAGGCUCAGUCACUGAUGUAGUGAGAAUGACCAGAAAUCAGAGUUUGAAAGAAGAUUGGAUUGCUUACAUCUCCCGAGAAAUCCUCCAGGGCUUAGCUCAUCUUCAUGCACACCGUGUAAUUCACCGGGACAUCAAAGGUCAGAAUGUGCUACUGACUCAUAAUGCUGAAGUAAAACUAGUGGAUUUUGGAGUGAGUGCCCAGGUGAGCAGAACUAAUGGGAGGAGAAAUAGCUUCAUUGGCACACCAUACUGGAUGGCACCUGAGGUGAUUGACUGUGACGAGGACCCCAGACGCUCCUAUGAUUACAGAAGUGAUGUGUGGUCCGUGGGAAUCACUGCUAUUGAAAUGGCUGAAGGGGCUCCUCCCCUGUGUAACCUUCAGCCUUUGGAAGCCCUAUUUGUUAUUUUGCGAGAAUCUGCUCCCAAAGUCAAAUCCAGCGGAUGGUCCCGCAAGUUCCAUAAUUUCAUGGAAAAGUGCAUGAUAAAAAAUUUCCUAUUUCGUCCUACUUCGGCAAACAUGCUUCAUCACCCAUUUGUUCGGAAUAUAAAAAAUGAAGGACAUGUUGUUGAGUCAUUAAAGAAGCAUCUUACUGGAAUCAUUAAAAAGAGACAGAAAAAAGGAAUACCUCUGAUCUUUGAAAGAGAAGAAGCUGUUAAGGAGCAGUAUACCAUGAGAAGAUUCAGGGGACCUUCUUGUACUCAUGAGCUUCUGAGAUUGCCUACCAGCAGUCGAUGCAGACCACUUAGAGUCCUACAUGGAGAACCCUCUCAGCCAAGGUGGUUACCUGAUCGAGAAGAGCCACAGGUUCGGGCACUUCAACAUCUCCAGGGAGCAGCCAGGGUGUUCAUGCCACUACAGGCCCAGGGCAGUGCACCUAGGCCUCUACAGGGGCAAACCCAGGCACCUCAGCGACUACAGGGGGCAGCUCGGGUGUUUAUGCCACUACAGGCUCAGGUUAAGGCUAAGGCAUCUAGGCCCCUACAGAUGCAGAUUAAGGCACCUCCACGACUACGGAGGACGGCCUGGGUGCUUAUGCCACUACAGACUCAGGUUAAAGCUCCUAGGCCUCUACAGGCACCAGCCCAGGUACUCAAAGAGCAGCAGGCUCAGGCCCAGCCUCAGGCAUCAGGAGAGCUGCAGGAUCUGGACCAGGUACCAGAGGAAUUUCAGGGGCAAGAUCAGGUGCCUGAACAACAGCAAAGGCAGGGCCAGAUCCCUGAACAACAGCAGAGGCAGAACCAGGUACCUGAACAGCAGCUGGAGCAGAACGGGGCACCCCAACAGCCAGAGGUACAGGAACAGGCUGCUGUGCCUACACAGGUGAGGACAGAGGCAGAGGAAUCUGAGUCAUUACGAGUACAUGCCCAGGUGUUCCUGCCCCUGCUGUCACAAAACCACCACGUGCUGUUGCCACUACAUUUGGAUACUCAGGUGCUCAUUCCAGUAGAGGGGCAAACUGAAGGGUCACCUCAAGCACAAGCCUGGGCACUAGAGCCCACGCAGGCAGUUGGCUCUGUUCAAGCACUGAUAGAGGGACUAUCAAGAGACUUACUUCAAGCACCAAACUCACAUAACUCAAAGCCGCUUGGUCCACUGCAAACCCUGAUGGAAAACCUGUCAUCAGACGUGUUUUACUCUCAACCAGAACAAGCACGGAAGAAAAAAUCAAAAGUUUCUAGUCUAAGGCAGGCAUUGGCAAAAAGGCUAUCACCAAAGAGGUUCCGGGCAAAGUUGUCACGGAGACCUGAAGAGUUUGAGCUCUCAGAUUUAGAAGCCCGCAGGCGAAGGCGCCAACGCAGAUGGGAGGAUAUCUUUAAUCAGCAUGAGGAAGAAUUGAGACAAGUUGCAAAUGAAAAAGAAGACGAAUCAUCAGAUAAUGAUGAAGUAUUUCAUUCUAUUCAGGCUGAAGUCCAAAUAGAACCAUUGCAGCCAUACAUUCCAAAUCCUAAAGAAAAUGAGGUCCAGGAGAGAUCUACUUCUAUGCCUUACAACCAGGAUCGUGUACACCGUGUCAAGUUCUCUUCAAGUGUUCCUCAGCGGUCUCUUUUGGAACAAGCUCAGAAGCCCAUUGACAUCAGACAAAGAAGUUCGCAAAAUCCUCAGAAUUGCCCAGCAGCAUCAGAAUCUUCUUCUGAGGAAGAGAGUCCGGUGACAAGGAGGAGGUCCCAGUCAUCACCACCUUAUUCUACUAUUGAUCAGAGGUUGUUGGUUGACAUCCAUGUUCCAGAUGGAUUUAAAGUAGGAAAAAUAUCACCCCCCGUUUACUUGACAAAUGAAUGGGUAGGCUAUAAUGCACUCUCUGAAAUCUUCCGGAAUGAUUGGUUAACUCCUGCACCUGUCAUUCAGCCACCUGAAGAGGAUGGUGAUUAUGUUGAACUCUAUGAUGCUGGUGCUGUUACUGAUGGUGAUGAUGAUGAUUCUAAUGAUGCUUAUGAAGAUACUUAUGACCAUGACAAUGGCAGUGAUGAGGUGGAUAACCAGAUUGAUCAGGCUAAUGAUGUUGGUGAAGACCAUGGUGAUGAUGACAAUGAUGAGGUUGUUAACAAAGGCAAUAAUCAUGAUGAUGCUCCUUGUUGGCCAAGGCUAAGCUGUGGCAGAGGUGGAAGCUACAAGCAAGAUGGUAAAGAUGGAAGUGAUGGAGGAGAAGGAACUUUCAGCAGCAAUGGAAGCCAGAGAGCUAGUGGAAGCCACGGAGGAAGCACAGCCAGUGGGGACAGUGCAGCCACUGGAGAUCAUGAAGGACAUAGAGCCAAUACAGGCAGUGGAAGAAGAGGCAAAGAGGGUAAUGGAAAUGAGGGAGUCAGUGGAACCAGUGAAAAGAGAGAAGCCCUUGAACUCAAUGGAGAAGAAAAUUGCUCAGAGACAGAAGAUCCAGUAUUGGAGAGACCAGCAUCCCAUGAAUUUCAACAUCAACCAGAGGAGUUGGGUGGUAGACGUGAGGCCUCAAAUGCCAUUGCCUCAGGCCCUGCACCUGCAGGACCUGAUGAUGAAAAUGACACUAUGGACAUAUCAGAAGUAUCAGCAGAAUCAGGUUUUUCUGCCAGCCACUCAUCUCCUUCCAACGGUUCUGAAAGGGCUACAAAUGCUGACUUUGCCAGUGCCAUCUUAUAUGCUGGAUUAGUGGAAGUACCUGAGAAAUCAUCUAAGCGACCCUCUGAAGUCAAUGUUAACCCACUAUAUGCCUCUCCUGAAUGUAAAAAACCACUAAUCCAUAUGUAUGAAAAGGAAUUCACUUCUGAGAUCUGCUGUGGGUCUUUGUGGGGAGUGAAUUUGCUGUUGGGAACUCGAUCGAAUCUAUAUCUGAUGGACAGAAGCGGAAAGGCAGACAUUACUAAACUUAUAAAACGAAGACCAUUCCGUCAAAUUCAAGUUGUAGAGCCACUCAAUUUGCUGAUUACCAUCUCCGGUCGGAAGAACAGACUUCGGGUGUAUCAUUUGACCUGGCUGAGAAACAAGAUUUUGAAUGAUGAUCCAGAAAGUAAAAGAAGACAAGAGGAAAUGCUCAAGACAGAGGAAGCCUGCAAAGCUAUUGAUAAGUUGACAGGCUGUGAGCAUUUCAGUGUCCUCCAACAUGAAGAAACAACAUAUAUUGCAAUUGCUUUGAAAUCAUCAGUUCACCUGUAUGCAUGGGCACCAAAGUCCUUUGAUGAAAGCACUGCCAUUAAAGUGAUGUGCAUUGAUCAAUCAGCAGACUCCGAAGGAGACUACAUGUCCUACGAAGCCUAUAUACGAAUACUGGCAAAAAUACAGGCAGCUGAUCCAGCAAACCGGUUUAAGAGACCAGAUGAGCUCCUUCAUUUGCUGAAGCUCAAGGUGUUUCCAACACUUGGUCAUAAGCCAGUGACAGUUGACCUGGCUAUUGGUUCUGAAAAGAGACUAAAGAUUUUCUUCAGCUCAGCAGAUGGAUAUCACAUCAUUGAUGCAGAAUCUGAGGUUAUGUCUGAUGUGAUCCUGCCAAAUAACCCCCUGGAAAUCAUUAUACCACAGAAUAUCAUCAUUUUACCUGAUUCCUUGGGAAUUGGAAUGAUGCUCACCUUCAAUGCUGAAGCCCUUUCCAUGGAAGCAAAUGAACAACUCUUCAAGAAGAUCCUUGAAGUGUGGAAAGACAUACCAUCUUCAGUAGCUUAUGAGUGCUCACAGCGAACCACAGGAUGGGGCCAAAAGGCCAUUGAAGUCCGCUCUUUUCAGUCAAGAGUUCUGGAAAGUGAACUGAAGCGCAGGUCAAUUAAGAAGCUGAGAUUUCUGUGUACCCGAGGUGACAAGCUGUUCUUUACCUCUAUCCUGCGCAAUCGCCACAGCCGGGUUUAUUUCAUGACCCUUGGAAAACUUGAAGAGCUCCAAAGCAAUUAUGGUGUUUAA
Molecule: messenger RNA, 4761 nt
Organism: Hippopotamus amphibius kiboko
Lineage: Eukaryota; Metazoa; Chordata; Mammalia; Artiodactyla; Hippopotamidae
Gene: NRK
Product: Nik related kinase
Exons: 29
Coding region: 1-4761 (1586 amino acids)
Biological process (GO): protein phosphorylation
Molecular function (GO): ATP binding; protein kinase activity
Source: RefSeq, a predicted model, not a curated record